This is a messenger RNA of Helianthus annuus (common sunflower), 382 nucleotides long. RefSeq lists its product as uncharacterized. The transcript is spliced from 2 exons. The coding region runs from base 68 to 382 and encodes 104 amino acids. The record is from RefSeq and is a predicted model, not a curated record. Lineage: Eukaryota; Viridiplantae; Streptophyta; Magnoliopsida; Asterales; Asteraceae.
CACCAAGAACACACACACAAACGCUCUGGACCACACGAUUUUCACAAGACAAACUCUGGACCACACGAUGAAGGAUAUCGAAAGUCGGUGUUUUGACGGUGGUGGUAGCGUAAUCCUUAUGGAGAAGUACACUGCGUUCAUAUUUCAGAUUCAAACGCUUAACUGUGUUCGUAUUCCAGAUUCAUGCACCGGAACGUCCACCAAUGACAAUGCUUCUGCACCCACAAUCUGUGACGGUGGAAGUAGAUAUUUACCGGUGACUGUGAGGGUGAACUGGAAUGUCCUGGAACCUCCACCAACGACAAUGCUUCUGCGUCAGCAACCUCGAGAGAGAACUCCUUCUGUAUGGAUUGGUUCUUCAUGCUGUGGAACCGGUUACUGA